CAAUCAUAAGACGCCAUAACACUGUGCGGAUAGACACGUAACGAAGCAUUCCAUUAUUCAGCCUUCUAGAAGACCUACUCACUUCGGACCAUAUCAGAAACUGCACGAUCAUGUCCUACCAAUCACCCAAUCCUGCUCACUUCCACGAUCCCUCAACUCCUCCGCCUCCACCUCCACCACCAAAGCCAUCCGUGCAAUCAAGCGGCCAAGCAACACCUCUAUCCGGCCCUCCUCUACCUCCUCCACCCCCCGAACAAUCAUCACGAUGCGACUCCACCGCUCCUCCCACCCAGAGCCAUCCUCAAAUCUACCAACAACCCCAAGAAUCCACACCCAUCAUCCAACGCCCCGAAGAAGGCUGGCUCCCCAAUUCACUAACUGACAAAACCACAACCGACCUUCACACGCUCCUCUCCGACCCAGACCUCCUCGCCGCCCUCGCCCAGUCUCCCGAUACAACACACCCCUCCCUCCCCGCCUCCGCACAGCCCAUCCGCGCCCUCCUCUCCGCAAACCUCUCCCUCGCCUCCUCUCUCAAAGAUCUCGAGUCGCGCCUCUCACACCAGCGGCAAAGCACGCAAUCACGCCUCCUCUCACUACGUGCACUCGAACGACAAUGGCGCGCAAAGCAGGCUGAGCAGGACACGGCGUUGCAAGAGUUCAGUCCGCCGAGUCUGUAUCAGCGUUUGAGCGCGGCGGCGGGCGAACAGGAUGCGCUUUGCCGCGGGCUAGAGGAGAGCUUCCUUGACGAGCAGGGCUUGGCUAGUGAGCGGGAGGUGGGAGAGUUUGUGAGGAGGUAUAGGGAGGGUCGGAAGACGGCGUGGUUGAGGAGGGAGCGGAAGGAGAGGUGGGAUGAGGGCAGGGUUGGGGGGUGGAGGUGAGGUUGGUCUGGGGUCAGCAGUACAUCUCGCGAAGGACGUACUCGUCCAAAACAGUUCAAGCAGCGGAAUGCUCUUGCGUAAAUUACCCAACGAGUGGCAUUGAUGGCCAUGAAUCUACGAUGCAACGCAAAGGCCUACAUCAAUAGAUAUGCCGAGAUGACGCCACGAAUAAUACGACACAUGACGAAUCUCUCUAGGUAGCCCAUCCAGCGAAGAAGCAAACCAUACCUUCUCCGCCAAAAGAUAUUAACAGUCCUAAAUAUUAGCGUAUACACAAGAUUAAAGCAAGGAAGUUGCAGGUAGAUACAACAAACCAAGCCAAAAGAUCAAAUUCAUACAGUCUAGAUCUAAACAUCGAUAUCAUACCA
Pseudovirgaria hyperparasitica is the source of this 1249-nucleotide messenger RNA. RefSeq lists its product as uncharacterized. The transcript has a single exon. The record is from RefSeq and is a predicted model, not a curated record. Gene Ontology annotation, cellular component: ESCRT I complex. The coding region runs from base 111 to 881 and encodes 256 amino acids. Lineage: Eukaryota; Fungi; Ascomycota; Dothideomycetes; Acrospermales; Acrospermaceae. Gene Ontology annotation, biological process: ubiquitin-dependent protein catabolic process via the multivesicular body sorting pathway; protein targeting to vacuole; protein targeting to membrane.